AUGGACCCAGCGCUCCAGGUCCUCGAUGCGGCGCAUCAGCUAUACGCUCGAGCAAAUGAGACGAGCACCGCAGACACCACGAAUGAACGGCCGCCUGCUUACAAGGCGAUCGGUAUAGGUCUGGCCAUUGCGUCAGGCUGCUUCAUCGGAACAUCUUUCGUCUUGAAGAAGGUUGGCUUGCUCAGGGCCAACGAGAAAUACAGCGAGGUCGCCGGCGAGGGCUAUGGCUAUCUCAAGAACCUGUACUGGUGGAGCGGCAUGACCCUUAUGAUCAUUGGAGAGCUCUGCAAUUUCGCCGCCUAUGCCUUCACCGACGCCAUCUUGGUUACGUCGCUGGGAGCCCUAUCCGUUGUUAUUACCACGGUACUCUCGGCCAUCUUCCUAAAGGAGAGGCUCAGUCUGGUUGGCCAGGUCGCCUGCUUUCUCUGCAUCGUCGGGUCCGUCGUCAUUGUCUUGAGCGCCCCGGCGGAAUCUUCCGUGUCAGACAUCCAGGAUAUGAAACAUUAUGUCGUCGCCCCGGGCUUUCUGAGUUACGCCGGCGUCAUCAUCGUCGGCGCCGUCUUUCUGGCCUUCUGGGCUGGUCCACGCUAUGGCAAGAAGAAUAUGUUCACAUAUAUUUCCAUAUGCAGCUGGAUUGGAGGAUUGAGUGUCGUCGCUACUCAGGGACUGGGUUCUGCCAUUGUCGCGCAAGCUGGUGGCAAACCUCAGUUCAACAACUGGUUCCUGUAUAUUGUUCUCAUCUUUGUGGUGGCUACACUGGUGACCGAGAUCAUCUUUCUCAAUAAAGCCCUCAACCUCUUCAACGCCGCCAUGGUCACACCCACGUAUUACGUCUACUUCACCAGUACUACGAUCAUCACAUCGUCUGUAUUAUUCCAGGGUUUCAAGGGCACAGCAACGGAGAUCAUCACAGUCGUCAUGGGGUUUCUCACUAUCUGCUCUGGAGUCGUCUUGCUCCAGCUUUCAAAAUCCGCCAAAGACGUACCGGACACUGCUGUUUUCGCCGGAAAUCUGAACCAGAUUCAGACCAUUGCCGAGCAGGAACAGCCCGAGACGGAACCCAAGGCCGACGCUAUUCGGGGUGCCGCCGCCAUCGUUCGUCGGUUUUCUAAAUCAAGGCAGAAGAUGGAAGAGCGGGAGUUCAGGAGACUACACGAAGAAAAAGAAAAGGAGCGCCUUGCACCGCUUAGCGAAGAUGGUCAAGAACAAUAUGAGUGGGAUGGCCUGCGACGGAGAAGGACAACACUUGGAAGCCAAGCAAGCCGACCCUUUACCGCAACCAGCGCCGCCAAUACACCAGCGCAUCCACCGCUGGGGAGGACACGAUUUCUGUCCGAGGAGGAAUUAGAAGAGGAGCGGAGUCGGCAGAUGUCACCCGGUGUUCUUACUAGUAUCGCCGGCACCAUGCGGAGUCGUGCGCGCAGCAUCCUCCCGGGUCAUCCAGACUUCGGCCAGCAGCACCAAGACCAGAGCUCGAAGAUGCAGAGCCCGAUGCACCCUGUGCAGUUGACUGACAUCGCAGUACCGGGCCAGAAGUACGGAAAUGAAGCUAGUCCGUACGGCUAUGGCCUGCCCUCGGGGUCGCUGAAGACGGGAUACGGCGGCGCAGCUAGCAUCGCGUCGUCCGAGGAUACCGAUCGUCACAUCCAGUUUGCGGAUCCGCCACGGCCAGGUGCUAGCACCACCUCGCUCGCGCCGCCGACACCGCCGCCGCACGGGGGCCCGGGACAACCAGCACGUCGGCAGUUUUCGUUCCAAAAUGUGUUUCGUCGGCAUCAAGCUGACGUAGCACAGGAUCAAGCACUGCCGUCGUCGUCGUCACUGAACCCGCCGUCGCGGCACUCGAUGGGGAUUCGAGGCCACUCGGAUCGUCAGAUGAGGGUGAAGGACGCGACCGAGGAGGAGAGGCUGGGCUUGGUCAAGGGUGAUUCGCACUCGAUGCCGCAAAUUCCUGGUCCCGACCCCGACUACGACUCUGAUGAUAACGACCUGUUCUCGGACGUUGGGGGGACAUCGCGGUACGGCAGGGGUAUCACUGGCAGUCCCCCGACGAGAGGAAGCGAAGGGAGUGAUGAUAAUGAGAUGGCAGCAUCGGAUUAUGGCGAAAGGAGGAGGAGGUGGGAUGAGAGCCGGAGUCGGAGUAGAGAUGGGACUCCGCAUAGUUCACCACCACGACCGCCUGGACGCGGUAGUCCUCCACUUGGCGGCGAUGGCGCCUUCCUUUGA
This is a messenger RNA of Anthostomella pinea, 2226 nucleotides long. The record is from the annotation of a GenBank genome assembly. Lineage: Eukaryota; Fungi; Ascomycota; Sordariomycetes; Xylariales; Xylariaceae.